ACAAAGCUGUUUUGAAUUUUGUCUGUACGCCUGCCUCAUUCUAGAGUCUUUGUUCUUUUUCAUUUUUCAAUUUUCAUCAGCAGUACUUUCCUCAAAUCCACCCUUUACCUAAACCCCUUCCUUCUCCAGUCUUCUUAAAACCCUACAAAUUUACUGGUUACUGGUGGUGGCACUAAUGGCGAUUUCUGUAUUGCUCAAAGCUGUAACUCGCCGUGGCAGUCAAUCUCUUUCUGCUGCUUAUGAAUCUGUGUCUAGGAAUGUGAAGACCUCAAGCAGUAGUUCACUAUUGGGCAAAACAUCGACAAGUAAUUUUGAAUCUGUGUUUAGGAAUGUUAACACCCCAUGGAAUAAUUCACUAUCUGGCAAAAUGUCCUCAAGUUUGGGUACUAGAGCAUUCUGCUCAAAAUCAGAUCCAAGUGAUUCAGUUGCCCAGAACAAAUUUCCUGAGUCCAACCUAACAAAGGUAGUUUUCAAGUAUGUUUGCGGGCAUGACGAGUUUCGAGAAAACAGUAGGUCCUCCCAGCCCAUAAUAAGAAAGGUUCUUGAGAUUCCCAGAGGACAUACUUUCUUUGAAUGCAAAGAUGGAGAUGAUGUGAGCUAUUGCAACUUGAUCGAUUUUUGUUACUCCUUAAUGAGGCGUCUUAAGGAGGAUGCAGAGUCAGCCAGAGGAGAAAGAGUAACAGAGAUGUGUUUUAUAGAAGCUUCAUUUUUCAAAGAUCGUAUAAGAAGUAUAAUAGAUAGUUCAGGUGCUAUCCUAAAUCUUAACGGCAUGAUUGAUUGUUUGGAGAAACCGGACUCUUUUUCCAAUGGCAAAAACUCACGCACUAGAUGCAAACUCACAAUCGAUGUUGAUGAAUAUUUUGAUAUUCGUACUUGGGAAAAAAUAACAAGUGGUGACAAGCACGUGCUGGAGAUUAUUCUGAGCGAGCUUAAGAAAAAUGGGUUCGACUUCAAUGAAGAUCCAGUAGCACUACAGAAAAUUGAGGAAGCAGUUGAGAGGGCGAUGAUGAGAAUGACAAAUAUGAUCAAACUGAAUCUGCCAGUUCCUGUUGGUAAACCUGACAUGAGUACGACUAUCAGUUGGGAAAAAUGUGCUGGUCUGCCCAUAUUGAAAACUGUCAGUCCAGAUUCAUUAAUUCUAAGCUGUCUAAAGUGAUCUUCUUUGGUAUUUUGGGUUUUGAAUACAAGAAAUGGAUCGUCCGUGAGCUGGAAGGAUAUAAAAUUAUGACAUACUUUUAAUCGUACUAACUUGUUACCGUUGUUUCUGUUUUGUGUUUAGUGAGCUUGUAAGUAUAACAUACUCCAAUAGGCCAGCGUUCACGGUUAUAACUGUGUUUUAAUGGAAAGCAAUGAACACAUGUUUUGUGGAUUCUA
This is a messenger RNA of Papaver somniferum (opium poppy), 1374 nucleotides long. RefSeq names its product chaperone protein DnaK-like. The record is from RefSeq and is a predicted model, not a curated record. Lineage: Eukaryota; Viridiplantae; Streptophyta; Magnoliopsida; Ranunculales; Papaveraceae. The transcript is spliced from 6 exons. The coding region runs from base 176 to 1156 and encodes 326 amino acids.